Gossypium raimondii (Peruvian cotton) is the source of this 1065-nucleotide messenger RNA. RefSeq lists its product as uncharacterized. The record is from RefSeq and is a predicted model, not a curated record. Bases 128 to 739 code for a protein of 203 amino acids. NCBI's taxonomy places the organism in Eukaryota, Viridiplantae, Streptophyta, Magnoliopsida, Malvales, Malvaceae. The transcript has a single exon.
GAUACAGAAAAAAAAGGACAUUAUUGCUAUAAAUACGAUAGUUUCAUGCACUUAACCCUCUAUAUCUUCCAACUUCUUCCCUAAGGCUCUUCAUCAAUAUCAACGCUUUGGGUUAUUGUUUCGUAACAUGGCACCGCAUGGAGAGGCUAUUAGCAGGACCAACAACUUCUCCAAGCCACCAAGACUCUCUAACGACAGCCUCCAUCGAACAAUAUCCGAUAUCUCGUUCCAACUUAGCAAAGAAGUGAUUGAUAAUUACAAAGAAGCAUUGUCACCGGUCGACGAGAAAGAGCUGCCGCCGAUAUCAGAAGUCGACGAUGCCAAGUGCGAAUGUUGCGGGAUGAGCGAAGAGUACACCGCGGAGUACAUCGAGCGAGUCCGGAACAAGUUUUUAGGGAAAUGGAUAUGCGGAUUAUGUGGCGAAGCGGUGAAAGAAGAGAUGGAGAAGAAAGCCAGCAAUGGUGGCAAGUGCAAGAUAGAGGAAGCUUUGAAUGCACAUAUGAACACCUGUGCUCGUUUUAACAAAAUCGGAAGGGCGAAUCCAGCUUUGUUGACGGCUGAAGCCAUGAGAGAGAUAUUGAGGAAAGGUUCAAGGUCCAAAUCUAUUAGUCCUAGGGAUCAUCAUCAUCGAGGAGCUCAAAAUAAAACUGGGAUCGCAAGGAGCUCAAGUUGCAUUCCAGCCAUUACAAAGGAGAUGAGCAAUCUCAUGAAGUCUCAUUUGCAAACUGAUGAUAAAUAAUUGGCCCAAAGGCUUCAAUCAUAUCCUCUUUUGAACUUUUAGUACCUUUUUUUUUGGCCAUCCAUGGAAGUUUUCAGGAUUGGGUCCUAACUUAAAUCUUUCUUUAGACAUGAAAUAUUCAACUUAAGGAGUAUAUUUUUCGAUCCUUAGUUGAUUGUAAUUGUGUAAUUUGCAUCGAUAUGUUUUUUUUUCUAGAACCUUAAAGCUAGAGUUUUUUAGGUUGGUUUCAAAUGGCUUCUCUUCCAUGUACUUAAAUCCAUUAAUCCGGGAUAUAUUAUUGUGUGGUAUAUCUAUAAUUAAUCAAUAAAUGUCUUGUGUUAUUUUUU